CUUCUCAAAGGGAGACCCUGCUGCCCCAACCCCCACGAUUUCCUCCCCACUUUGGGAGGCCUGCACUAGAUCUCAGACAAGACUUUUACCUUGAUCUGCUCUGUCUGCUAGAUUCAAAGGAGAGGAGACCUGAGAAGGUGCUGGAUGGACAAGAGGGACAAGUCCAGGGCAGCGGCCGCUGGUCGCCCGCCCGCUUCUCGCCCUCCCGGCCUUCAAAUCCCCAAGCCCGCAGGGUCUCCACGACCCCCUCCUCCAGUAACCAGCGCUGCUCUCCGAGUUCUGGGAGCAGCAGCAGCCGCAGGGCGAGGGCCCCUGGCAGAGCGAACGGGGGGCAUCCGGGGAGCCGCUCUCCUGGAGGUUACUCCCCAGGUGGGACCAACGAGGAGCGCUGGGACGGGCCCCCGGAGCCCAGCCUCCAGGCCCCCAGCAGCUGGGAGAGGGGAGCGGACCCCUGCCAGGACCCCAGGCUCAGGCUGUAUCUCUAGCCCUGGGCAUGCCAGCCCGCCCACCAGACCAGGCCUUCUUGGGCAGAAGGGGCUCCGUCCCCCAGCUGAGGAACCUGCAGCCAGAGGAAAAGCCACAGAUUCACCCAGAAGGAGCACCCUUAGUACUGGGGCACGGAGAGACUCUUCUGGGUCCACCCCAGCCAUCCCCUCCCCGGUCAAUUCCCGUCGGCCCCGGGCUGCGGGCGCUGAGGUGGGUGUCCCUCGGGCAGCUCCAAGUGCCCGGCUCCGGCCCCCGACGACUGAGGCUUCCAAGAAGUCAGUGAGCAGCGCCCCAGAGCGAAGCGCGGCGGAGCCGAGCCCUGCCUCCAGGAGGCGACCCAGCGCCGGCGGGAGCCUCCAGAGGCCAACCUCACGCCCCCUGGGCUCUAGCGUCACCCCUGUAUCCUCCCCAGUCCGCUCUGGAGCGUCCCGGGCUGGAGCACCCCGGGCUCUUGUUCAGCCCAAGUCGAAAGGACUGCAGACUCUUCGCGCCCCGCAGGCCACAUCCCCCAGGAAGGGCGCAGCCCCAGUGAGGGGCCUUUCUCCUCCUCUGGCCACAUCCUCUCUACCUUGUCCCACCGCACCGCCUCCGCGUGUCCCAACCACUCCCUGUCGGGACGCACUUCCUCCUUCUCCACCGACCACGCCCCCUUCCCAGGCCCUCAGCCGGUCUUUGACCACGCCCCAUCCACUAGCCCCUCCCUCUCCGGCUCCGCCCUCUCUGCUGACCCUCCCGUCUCCGCCGGCCACACCUCCUUUGCAGGCUCCACCCACACACCUGGGUACAUCUUUUCCGGAGGGGUCCGCCUCUCCCUUGGCCAUGGCCCCUCUUCUGGCAUCAGUCCCUCCAUCAGUUUCACCUACUCUGCAUAGUGUACUCCCCACCGAGGCGUCUUUGACUUUACCUCCUUUUCCAGCUCUCCCCUCUCCCUUAGCCACACCGCCUUCCGCAAGUCCUCUACCACCAGCCGCUGCCCCCCUACAAGCCCCUCAGUCUCAGGCAGCAUCUGUGAGGAACCUGCCCUCUCCCCUAGCCACACCCCCUCCGCAGGCUCCUUCCGCUCUGGCCACGCCCCCUCCGCAGGCCAGUCCUAUGUCUCCACCUCUUCAGGCCACGCCCUAUACACUGGACACGCCUCCCACACCCCCUCCACAGGCCACACCCUCUCAGACCACACUCUCUCUUCAGGGUCCUCCCCGUUCAGAGUCUCCCUCUCUCCUGGUCAGGCCCCUGCUACAGACUCCACCUCCUCUGGCUACUUCCCCUCGACAGGCCGCUCCUAUACAGGCCCCAUCUCUAGCCUCACCACCUCUGCGGGCGACCCCUCCUCCGCUGGCCGUGCCUCAUCCGCACUCUCCACCUUCUCUGACCACGCCUCCUGUACAGGCCACUCCCCCUCAUCAGAGCCUGCCUCCUCUGCUGGCUCCACCUUCUCUGGCCUCACCUCCUUUGCAGGCCCCACCCUCUCCUCCCCCUGCUUCAUCUCUGCAUGAUCCUCCCUCUCUUCGGGCUCAGCCCCCACAGAGAGGUCUACCUUCUCUGGCCUCUUCUCCUCUUCAGGCCCCCCUUUCUCCCCCUGCUUCACCCCCUCUGCAAGACUCUCCCUCUCCCCUGGCCACACCUCCUCCGCGGGCUCUACCUUCUCUGAGCACGCCCCCUUUACAGGCCGCUCCUCCUCCUCCAAGCCUGCCUCCUCUGCAGGCUCCACCUUCUCUGGCCUUGCCCCCUCUUCAGGCCCCUCCUUCUCCCCCUGCUUCACCCGCUCUGCAAGACUCUCCCUUUCCCCUGGCCACACUCCCUCCGCGGGAUCCGCCUUCUUUGAGCACGCCCCCUUUACAGGCCACUCCUCCUCUGAGCCUGCCUCCUCUGCAGGCUCCACCUUCUCUGGCCUCUCUCCCAAUGCAGGGGGUUCCCUCUCCCUCUGCUUCAUCCCCUCUGCAAGACCCUCCCUCUUCUCUGAUCACGCCCCCACCACGUGCUCCACCUUCCCUGGCAUUGCCGACUUUGCAGACCCCUCCCUCUCCCCCUGCCUCACCUCCUCUGCAGGCCCCACGCCGCCCUCCAACCCCGGGUCCCGAUGCCCCCAUCUCGGGCCCACGGCUGACCCUGGCGCUGGCCCCAGGCCCACCGCCGCCGCCGUCGCGCAGCCCGUCUAGUACGCUGAGUGGCCCGGACCUGGCGGGCCACAGCAGCAGCGCCACCAGCACUCCCGAGGAGCUGCGCGGCUACGACAGUGGGCCUGAGGGCGGCGCCGCAGCCUCUCCGCCUGCCGAUGCCGAGCUCGCCGCCUGCCACCCGGCAGCUUGGAGCCGAGGUUCCGCUCCGCCUCUGGCCAUCCGCAGCACCCCAGGAGCGCCCCUGCCUUGGUCUCCUGCAUCCGGGUCGGGCUCUGCUGAUGGCUUGUGCACCAUCUAUGAGGCUGAAGGUCCCGAGUCGGCGAGCCCCGCCACAGACGCACUGGAUCCCGGGCCCGGGCCCGGCGCGGGCGGUGGGAAGGCGGCGGCCGGAGCUGCGGCUGGCGCGGCCUCUCGUGGCGCGAAGCCGGCGCGCUUGGGAGAGCUGCCGCUGGGGGCGCUGCAGGCGAGCGUCGUGCAGCACCUGCUGAGCCGGACGCUGCUGCUAGCUGCGACAGAGGAGGCCGCGGGAGGCAGCGGUGGUCCAGGUGGCGCCGGGGGUGGCGGCAGCGCGGGGGGAGCCCGCACUGCGCUGAGCGACGCCGAACUGGGCCGCUGGGCCGAACUGUUGUCGCCGCUGGACGAGUCCCGCGCCAGCAUCACCUCAGUCACUAGCUUCUCCCCAGAUGACGUGGCUUCCCCGCAGGGUGACUGGACCGUGGUAGAGGUGGAGACCUUCCACUGAGCCCGACCCUGUCCCCGCCCGCCCACCCCACCCCUGCCUUAGGUUCGCCCCUCUGGUUACACCUCAAAGGUCUUAGAUCUCUUCCUCCCUUCCUCCAGGAGUCCGGCUUCCCGUGGAUUGGCCUCAGUCCCUUUAGAGCCCUAGAAUUUUGGUCCUGGCUUGCGGCCCAACACCUUUGGCCAAGGCCCUCCCUUGAGCCCCUCGCCUUUGGCCCAGCACGCGUCCCUGCACCCUCGAGCCCCGUCCCUCCCUCGGCCUAGGCUCUUCCCGGUGUCCAGUGUAUCGUCUACCGCGCGCAGCCCGAGUUUGCAAUAAAGCGGAGGC
Molecule: messenger RNA, 3669 nt
Organism: Dama dama (fallow deer)
Lineage: Eukaryota; Metazoa; Chordata; Mammalia; Artiodactyla; Cervidae
Gene: PRR36
Product: proline rich 36
Exons: 6
Coding region: 145-3345 (1066 amino acids)
Source: RefSeq, a predicted model, not a curated record